UAAUGCAAUUAACAACAGAGGGACCAAAAAAAAAAAAAAAACUAAUUCCCUGUUCUUGUUCUCGGUAGGUCAUCACUGUAAACAAAAACCCUAAUUUCCUCUGCCAUAGAGCUUCAAAGUUUCUUCAAUGGCACUAUCUUUAACCUCACCAGAUUGGGCACAUCUUCAAGCAGAUAUUUUGGGCAUAAUCUUAGACAAAUUGGUCGCUCUUUCUGAUUAUGUAAGGUUCGGUGCUGUGUGCAAACCAUGGAAUUCCAUAGCUUCAGAUCACAAACACAAGCAGAAGCGUAUGAGUUUAACCAACCAACAACUUCCGUGGCAGCUGGUCAUCACUUUGGACGAAAAUGGCAAAGAGAAGCUGACUUUGUACGACUUUUCCACCUCCAAAUUUUCGAACAUCAAGCUUCGCAUCCCUAUCCCUGAGAAGUUCAACCGCAUGGAAAGGUGUCAAGGUUCUUCUCACGGUUGGUUAAUUUUCUCGGAAAAUUUAAUUUCAUUAAUGAUUUUGAACCCUUUGUCCGGUGCCGUUUUGUGUCUACCACCGGUUUGUAAAAAGGCAUUUAGUGGCAGAUUCCAGUUACAAGCUGCAGUUGAUUGGCUUUCUCUGUUUGAUGAUGUUGUAUUCUCAAAAGACCCAUCUUCGGGAUCUUUUGAGGUUAUGGCUAUUAAUAUGGAUCACAAUGUGGUAGCCCAUCUGAAAUUUGGUGAUCAAGUUUGGACCUACUCAAAGACAGUCAAUGAUGGUUAUUUUAAGAGUGUUGCAUUCUAUAAAGGUAGCAUACUUGCAGCCUGCAAUGGUGGUAUUGUAUCUCUUGAAAAAAUCAAUGGUGGUGAUACUAGUGAUGAAAAUAGACAUCAGUCUUCUCUGGAUAUCAAGAUUUGUGGGGAACUCAAUCCCAAGUUGAAGAAAAUUUAUGGUUCAAAGGGUGGUUUCUGUCUUGUUGAAAGCACCAAAGGUGAUCUGCUAAUGGUGUGCCAGAUUGAUGAUUCUCGUCAUGCAUUCAAAAUUGUGGAGUUGAAUGGCCGAUUCAAGCACGUCCCUAUUGCCAACUUGGAUGGCCAUUCCUUAUUUGUGGGGAAAAACCAUUCCAUAUUGGUUUUAGCCUCGAAGUAUCCGGGAUGUAGGCCAAAUUCAAUCUACUUUUCGACUGCACCUACGGAGCCAUGGCGUCUACGGCAUGAGAAUAAUCUAAAAUAUGAAUUUAAAAUUCAAGAAUUCAACUUGGAGGAUGGCAGUAUAAGAUACUAUUCAACUGUUGAAACAAGGACUUCAUUUCAAAAUAUACUUGCUGUAGCUGGUCCGGUGCCUUGGAUCGUGCCUUCAAUGAAGUUCUGAAAAAGCUAAAUCUAGUGUUUGUGUAUAGUUGGCAGAUAUUACGUUGUGUCUAAUGAUAACAAAUUAGCUUUUUGUUUUGUUAAGAGUAAUAUUCGUGUUUAUGUUUUGUCGGAUUGUGGUUUUUGAUUAACAGGGUGUUUAUGGUCACUACUAUUUGGUAUUAGACAGACUAAAUAUUAUCAUGUAAAGACUGAAUGAUUUACAUUGCCCCUUGACUAAUGAUAACAUAUUAGCUUUUUAUUAUCUUAGAGUAAUGAUUCACAAUGGUUAUGAUUGUCUG
Ziziphus jujuba (common jujube) is the source of this 1616-nucleotide messenger RNA. RefSeq names its product probable F-box protein At1g44080. The record is from RefSeq and is a predicted model, not a curated record. NCBI's taxonomy places the organism in Eukaryota, Viridiplantae, Streptophyta, Magnoliopsida, Rosales, Rhamnaceae. The transcript has a single exon. Bases 128 to 1336 code for a protein of 402 amino acids. Gene Ontology annotation, molecular function: protein binding.